This is a messenger RNA of Oppiella nova, 457 nucleotides long. The record is from the annotation of a GenBank genome assembly. Lineage: Eukaryota; Metazoa; Arthropoda; Arachnida; Sarcoptiformes; Oppiidae.
UGAAACCAUUCAAAGCGCUGGACAUGAAAUCGGAGAUCCGUUCGAGAUAUCCACGAUUCGCAGAGAAGACUACGAAUUCAAUGUCGGAAAGUCUGAAUACGAAGACAUCCUUCAGUGCAAUAACGCCGCCUCUUCGCGAACCCCGAGAGGACAUCAAUUGCCCGCAGCUUUCCUCAUACAAGUGUCCGGUUUAGACAAACAUGGAUUGGAUUCAUCGAAGCCCAUUCCCUUCUCACACAUAGACAUCGCUGGCUCUUCGGGUCCAUUCCCGGGCGUUCCAACCGGUGCUCCAAUUGCCGCUUUGACCACAAGAUAUCUCUUGAAAGAGGACUAAAAUCGAAGACAACUCGAGAAGCUUUAAAUCGUUUUAUAAUCAGAAUAUAAUCAUGAAAUUUAAUGUUUAACUCGAAUACAAAUUGAAUAACUUUUACAAUAAAAUUUUUGAUAGACCGAAAGA